Messenger RNA from Mobula hypostoma (lesser devil ray), 1122 nucleotides. RefSeq names its product ferroptosis suppressor protein 1-like. NCBI's taxonomy places the organism in Eukaryota, Metazoa, Chordata, Chondrichthyes, Myliobatiformes, Myliobatidae. The record is from RefSeq and is a predicted model, not a curated record. The transcript has 8 exons. Gene Ontology annotation, cellular component: mitochondrion; cytoplasm. Gene Ontology annotation, molecular function: electron-transferring-flavoprotein dehydrogenase activity; flavin adenine dinucleotide binding. Bases 1 to 1122 code for a protein of 373 amino acids. Gene Ontology annotation, biological process: apoptotic mitochondrial changes; positive regulation of apoptotic process.
AUGGGAGGGAAAUUAACCGUCGGAACCAAUGACCAUGUUGUCAUCGUUGGUGGUGGAUUUGGAGGGAUCGCUGCAGCGAAACAAUUGUCAAACUACAGGAUCCCUUACACACUAAUUGACAUAAAGUAUGCCUUCCACCACAACAUGGGAGCUCUCAGAGCAUCGGUACAGGAAGGAUUUGCUAAGAAAACAUUCAUAUCAUAUGAUCCGACAUUCAAAGCGAACUACAAACAAGGCAAAGUCAGUGCUAUUGAUCUGAAAGACCAAGAUGUCAUCAUGGAAAAUGGAGAGGUCAUACAUUAUUCGUACCUUAUUCUGGCAACUGGAAGUACAGGUCCCUUUCCUGGGAAGUUAAUUGAACCAGUUAGUAGAGAGACUGCCAUCCAGAUGUACGAAGACUUGGUAAAGGAGAUUCAGAAAGCUGACACAAUUGUUGUAGUUGGAGGCGGGCUUGCCGGUGUAGAAUUGGCAGCGGAGAUCAAAACCGACUACCCCAAAAAAGAGGUGACAUUAAUUCAUUCCACUUAUAUUCUUGGCGAUUCUGAAGUUUUACCCAGUGUUAGGAGAGGAGUAAAAGAAAUUCUGGUGAAUAAAGGGGUCCACCUUCUUUUAGGACAUAAAGUCAAUAACCUGACAGAACUCGUUCUGAAUAAGGCUCAGAAAGACAUUAAAGUGGUGACAAACAAGGGGCAAGAGAUCAUAACAGAUAUGGUUAUCUGUUGCACUGGAAUAAAGAUUAAUUCAUCUGCAUAUGUCAAAGCACUCCAAGGUAACCUCACUGAACAUGAUGCAAUAAUAGUCGAUGAACAUUUGAACGUGAGGGGAACGAAGGUCAUUUUUGCAAUAGGAGACUGCGCGCAUGUGAAUGAACAUAAAUCAGCUUACACAGCUGAGUUCCAAGCAAUUGCGUGCGUGAAAAAUAUCAUCCACAGCCUUAAACACGAACCUAUGGAACUAUACAAACCAGGUGCUCCUUACAUGAUGGUGACAAUGGGCCGGAACGAUGGCGUUGGUCAGAUGUGUGGCUGCAACGUUGGGAAGUUAAUUGUUACUUAUGUCAAGAGCAAGGACCUACUGGUUAAAACAAGCUGGAAAAAAAUGGGCCAAAAGAUGCCAGACUGA